CCAGAGACUUCUGGGGCUGGAAGCCGGGCAUGCCUGCUGGGGUCAAGGUGGCUGUGGAGCCUUUACUAGAAAGGAAGUAGCCUGGUGACACACCAAGCAGGGCUGUCCCCAGACCAGUCCCCAGAGGAAUCUGAAGCGUCCUACUGCCUUGGGGUGUUGGUCACAACUGACCCAAUCCCAGCCUGUGGAUGCUGCAAUUACCUCAGAGCACGAAACCAAACCGACUUCCCACCUGACUGAGUCAGCUGAAAACAAAACACAUCUCUACCACACACUGGCACAAACAGCCAAACCACUAAUCAGUCCCCAGAUGCUGGCACAGAGAGCACAGCCCUACGCUGGCCAGGAGAUCGGCACAUGCCAGGAGCCAUCAGAGAGAAGAUGAGCAGGGCCCGCUGCUGCCUGCCUGUGGAAGGAGUGCUGCUGCCCUGCUAGAGGUCCGGCCAGCCCACCAGCCCUCAGCUUUGUUUUGCCCCUGCUCUGCCUGGUGAACUCCCAGCGCCCUAAUCUCCUGGACAAAAUCUCCCUGCUACUAGUCUUGCCUCACCAUCCAAGACACAAACCAAAGGACCACACUGAGCAGAGCCCCACAGCCUCUGCUGCGAGCCCUUAAGGGGUGGGUGUCUCUGGUUCCUGGCACUCAGCACUCAAGCAAAUGGUCACUUGCUGCUGCUGCUGCUGCUGCUGAGCCCCUCUGUGGAUCUCCUCAGAUGCCAGGCCCAUUGGAUGAGUCUUGGGAGCUCCAUGGAGACCUGGCGGAAAGGCUCCUUCCGCAAUGCCUCCUUUUUCAAGCGAAUGACCCUGAGGCGGCCACGGCGACUUCGGCGACAGGGCAGCAUACUUAGCCAGGCCAGCACUGCUGGUGGUGACCAUGAGGAGUACAGCAACCGAGAAGUCAUUCGGGAACUACAAGGGAGGCCAGAUGGCCGGCGGCUGCCCCUGUGGGGGGAUGAGCAGCCCCGCGCCACUCUGCUGGCCCCACCCAAGCCCCCACGCCUCUACCGCGAGAGCUGCAGCUGCCCCAACAUUCUGGAGGCCCCAGCGACCUACACUGCUUCCUACUCGGCCACCCUGCCCUCAGCAGUCUCCCUGACAGGCCCCCUCCACCCGUGCUCAGAGGAGGGCCUUUUGGAUACUCCCCACUUCCCGAGGACACCUACUCCAGAGCUCAGUGACCCUUUCUUUUCCUUCCAAGUGGACCUGGGGGUCUCACUUCUGGAGGAAAUCCUACAGGUGCUGCAGGAGCAGUUCCCCAGAGAGCCCCACUUCUGACCCUGGUGAAGACAGACAGCUGGGAUGACUGGCGGAGUGGAACCUGUGGGACCCAGGGAAGGAAGGCGCAGUAUGGGAUUAAUGGACAGGUGAGGACAGGAAGCCACAGUCCUGCUUGCCCUCUGGCUGCUGACCAAUCCUCCAAGCCACCCCGAGUGAAGGGGCAGAAGCCAGCUGGGAACGUAUGGGGUCACUUUCUGGCAGGAGUCCGGAAGGAAGCUGGAGAGGCCAGGAAAAGGAAGCCACAACUUGCAAAUGCAGGAACUAGUCAGUGGG
Acomys russatus (golden spiny mouse) is the source of this 1548-nucleotide messenger RNA. It is a transcript of the gene C4H15orf62, whose product is annotated as chromosome 4 C15orf62 homolog. NCBI's taxonomy places the organism in Eukaryota, Metazoa, Chordata, Mammalia, Rodentia, Muridae. The transcript is spliced from 2 exons. The record is from RefSeq and is a predicted model, not a curated record. The coding region runs from base 727 to 1272 and encodes 181 amino acids.